UGGAUUGAUGGCAUCUUUCUCAUGAUAUGCUAUCGCUAGGGAGUAAUAUUCACGAAUGUUUUUGUUUCUUGAGGUACUGCAGUGAGUGCAUCCCAUUAUAAUACGAUCGGUUAGUAGAUACCACUGACACACUUUGUGGAAAUAGUGACUUGUUACCUCAGUCCUGAGUACCGUUGUUUCCUGUACAUGCCGUUUCAGCACAUCGAUAGUUACCCCGGAUUUUGAAUACAUGAAUCUAGUCGCUGGUGUACGUAGAUCUACGUGUAGGUGCAUCGACUGAAAUGGCUUACUACCCACCACCAGAGGCACCGACGGUACCUGGGUACCCCGUUUCAAGUACAGGCGGUUACGCCCCGGCCCCUCAGCCCGGAUACCCGGCUCCCGGAGCCCCAGCUGGCUACACGGGACCGCCAGCUCAUCCUGCCCAGCCCGGGUACCCCCCGCAGGCAGCAGGCUACCCAGCCCAGGUAGGCUAUCCCACUGGGGUUGCCGCGCCUCCUGUCAGCACUACAUAUCCUGCAGCAACAGCAGCAGCACCCACCCUAGGGUAUCCUGCUCAACCCGGAUAUCCACCAGCUCAACCCGGAUAUCCGCCAGCUCAACCUGGGUAUCAGGCGGCUCAACCUGGGUAUCAGGAAGCUAAACCCGGGUACCCGCCGGCUCAACCCGCAUAUCCACCUGCAAGUGCCCAGCCUGCAUAUCCAGCAGCUGCACCAGCAGCUCAACCGGUAGUGCACCAUGAUGCACCUCCGCCAUCUUACACCGACGUCCUAACGCAGCAAUUUCCCUCUCCAGGUCAGCCAGUGGUCGCAGACCCAACCGGUGUACUGGCCAAACUGUACCACGGUGCCAAGAUUCAUCUCACCUCGAUAGCCACUAGAAAGAACUUGCGCAUCCUUGGAGAUGGAACUGUCAAUGGAUUGGGUGGAUGCGGCAUUUUUGCUACGUUCUUUGUGGAGAAGGUUUCUGGAAAGCCACAGGAUGUGAUCCGACUGCGCAAUGCCAACAAUCCACAAUACUACUUGAAUAUUAUCCAGAGUCAGCUGGUAGCAUCGAAUGGGGCAACGGAGACAUCUCUACUGCGUGUGAAGCCUAACAAAGGUGAUAGUAUUUGCCUCGAGUCGUGCGUGUGCCCAGGCCAGCACGUCGGUAUUCUCCCCUCUGGUAGUGUGAAGCCAGCCAAGGCAACCGGACGAGGUCCACACGGACAGUUUACUGUCGUUACUGCGGCGGACCCAUCCCAGGCCAUGGCUCUACUCCAGCCCGAGUCCAAGAUUCAUUUAGUGUCCGUGGCAACCAAUAAAUCACUGCGCAUUCUUGGCAACGGAACUAUCAACGGUCAGGGCGGCUUCGGCGCAUUUGCUACUUUCUUUGUGGAGAAGCCAGCUGGUCAGACAUAUGACACUAUUCGUCUCCGUAGUGCAAACAAUCCGUGCUUCUACAUCAACAUCAUCAAUGCCCAGCUUGUUUCUUCCAAUGGAGCGACGGCAACGUCUCUGCUCCGCGUGAAGCCACACGCUGAUGGCAAUGUCAGUCUGGAGUCGGUCUGUGCUCCUGGCCAGCAUGUUGGCAUACUGCCCACUGGACAGCCUAAACCAGCGAAUAACACCGGCAUGGGACCACACGGCCAGUUUUCUAUGAGAAAAGCAUGAGGAACUAAAGUAUCAUCUAGCCAUGAGGCAAUCCUGUCUAGACCACGUGCAGUGGCUGUGCAAAGACCUGGGGAGAACUCUCCUGGCGUCUUAGCGGGCCUAAUGUUGCAAAGAACACCGCUUACGACUAUUCAGAGAAAUUCUUCUUCGCACCGAUGUAAGACCAAUCCAAGAACUUACUUGCCAUGUUCAUCUUGCAUCAGAGUAUUUGGAGUAUAUCCAGAUGGCACACGGGGACCUUCACACUCAUUUUCAAUAAAAAUUACAUAAUUUAUGUGUCUUAGUCUUUAGUCUUGUGUAAAAGUUUCACAUAGUUGUCCAUGUGUCAAUGGUACAUCACGUGCCUUUUCCAGUUUUCCCGUUUCAACUAUUGCCGACCAUUCUUCUUCUUUUUAAAAUAUUCGAGUAGUUUUCCACGUGCCGGAAGCUGGCUUAUAAUGUCAUGACAUUGUACCAUGACUUUUUAUACUUCCUGACCUUCAAAGCCCUUUUCUAAUCCUCUUUGUCUAUUCUGGCUCACAUGCUCAAAUAUCUAGCUGUGUAUGGCACCCUGACCUGCCCAAACCUAUUUACAUGUAUUCCCAAUGAAUUCUGGCCAUGUUUUUUCACUUUUUUUGCCACACCAUUUUCCAGCACAUCCAUAGGUUAUGGUGUCAGAAGAUAUUAUAUUGAUAUUUUUAGGUUUAUGUCUGGGAAUUGAAAUGAAACAGAAUACACCUUUCUUCAUUCGA
Sycon ciliatum is the source of this 2383-nucleotide messenger RNA. RefSeq lists its product as uncharacterized. NCBI's taxonomy places the organism in Eukaryota, Metazoa, Porifera, Calcarea, Leucosolenida, Sycettidae. Bases 282 to 1652 code for a protein of 456 amino acids. The record is from RefSeq and is a predicted model, not a curated record. The transcript is spliced from 13 exons.